AUGAGCGAAACGGCCACCAUUGCCAGCAGCGACAGCGGCGGUCGUCCCGCCCUCGACCUUUCGGAAACGCUGCCCAUCGCACGCAGCCCCAACCUACACCUCAUCGGCUCCUCCUCCUCCCCCGAGACCACGCACGAGUGCCUCCUCCUACGCGACAAGUUCAUCUACACCACCAGCAGCGCUUCCUCCCCCUCCCCCUCCGCCGCGUACCACCUCUCCACGCGCCGCACCCGCAGCGGCCUCCCCUGGACCCUCUCCAUCAGCCGGCUCCUCCCCAGCGAGGUCCGCCUCCUCGCCGCCUCCUCCCCGUCCCCCUCCGUGCACAUCAAGUACGACGACGACCUCACCCUCUACACCGGGGAGAGGAUCGCCGUGCCCUUCUGCCUCGGCCCCACGCCGCUGCUCUGCAUCCGCGGACGCUCCCUCCCCGCCGGCGCCUCCAUCGUCGUCGACGCCGCGCACAAGUUCUGGCGCGUGACCCCGCGACGGCGCCCGCUGACGGCGGCGGAGGAGGAGCGCAUGCGCGCGCUGAUGCACAGGCGCGGGUACCGCGCGGGCGACGACUGGCGCAGGGAGCUGCUGUACGCGGUGGGGAAGGGCGCCGGGGAGUGGACGGACAAGGAGGGCGUGGUGGUGGCGAGGGAGGGCGAGGACGGGCAGUUGGUGGUCGCGGGGAGGAUGGAGGCGGGUGAGCGCGACUUGCUGGUCGCGUGCUGGGCGGCGAGGAACUUUGUGCGGUCCGCGGCAGAGGCGGUGGCGUGA
Molecule: messenger RNA, 762 nt
Organism: Cordyceps fumosorosea ARSEF 2679
Lineage: Eukaryota; Fungi; Ascomycota; Sordariomycetes; Hypocreales; Cordycipitaceae
Exons: 1
Coding region: 1-762 (253 amino acids)
Source: RefSeq, a predicted model, not a curated record